AUGUCGCCGGCCGCAGAAGGCAUGGCCCCUCUCUGCUUCAACUGCUCCAUCCGCCUUGGAGACUUGUCCCCAGGGGAUGCAAGGAGCCUGGUGCCCUGCAAUGGCAGUAGGGCCUCGAGGCUCCACGACCUUGAGGACUUGAACCUCACUGAUGAAGAACUGAGACUCAAGUACCUGGGGCCCCAGCAGACAGAGCUGUUUGUGCCCAUCUGCGCCAUGUACCUGCUGAUCUUCGUGGUGGGCGCCGUGGGCAAUGGGCUGACCUGCACGGUCAUCCUGCGCCACAAGGCCAUGCGCACCCCCACCAACUACUACCUCUUCAGCCUAGCUGUGUCCGACCUGCUGGUGCUGCUUGUGGGUCUGCCCCUGGAGCUCUAUGAGAUGUGGUGUAACUACCCCUUCCUGCUGGGCGCUGGGGGCUGCUACUUCCGCACGCUGCUCUUCGAGACAGUCUGCCUGGCCUCCGUGCUCAAUGUCACCGCCCUGAGUGUGGAGCGCUACGUGGCCGUGGUGCAUCCGCUGCAGGCCAGGUCCAUGAUGACUCGAGUCCACGUGCGCCGUGUACUCGGGGCCAUCUGGGGCCUCGCUGUGCUUUGUUCUCUGCCUAACACCAGCCUGCAUGGCAUCCAGCAGCUGGAACUGCCCUGCCGGGGCAUAGUGCCCCACUCGGCUAGGUGCACCUUGGUCUACCCGCAGCCUCUCUACAACCUGGUCAUUCAGAUCACCACUCUGUUCUUCUUCUGCCUGCCCAUGGCCACCAUCAGCGUGCUCUACCUGCUCAUCGGGCUUCAGCUGCGGCGUGAGAGAUUGCGGCUGCUCAGGCAGGAGGCCAGGGCCAGGCCCAGUGACAGCUGCAGGUUUCAGCGGUCGCAGGAUCGGGGCCGGACACAGGUGACCAAGAUGCUGUUUGUGCUGGUCGUGGUGUUUGGGAUCUGCUGGGCCCCUUUCCACGUUGACCGCCUCAUGUGGAGCUUUGUGUACCAGUGGACCGAGGGCUUGGAACUGGCCUUCCAGUACGUGCAUGUUACCUCCGGCGUCUUCUUCUACCUCAGCUCGGCCAUUAACCCUGUGCUCUACAACAUCAUGUCGAGCCGCUUCAGGGAGACUUUCCAGGAAGCCCUGUGCUUGGGGACUCAGUGCCAAUACCACAGACCCUGCCGCAACUCCCACAGCCUCAGCAGGGUGACCAUGGGCAGCACCCUGUGUGACCUGGGCCCCCCGGGCAUCAGGAUCCACCCGCUGACUGAGAAUGGUGGCUGCGAGGGGCUGCAAGAGACUGACCCCCUCUGA
Molecule: messenger RNA, 1290 nt
Organism: Leptonychotes weddellii (Weddell seal)
Lineage: Eukaryota; Metazoa; Chordata; Mammalia; Carnivora; Phocidae
Gene: NMUR1
Product: neuromedin U receptor 1
Biological process (GO): neuropeptide signaling pathway
Cellular component (GO): plasma membrane
Molecular function (GO): neuromedin U receptor activity
Source: RefSeq, a predicted model, not a curated record